This is a messenger RNA of Drosophila kikkawai, 500 nucleotides long. Lineage: Eukaryota; Metazoa; Arthropoda; Insecta; Diptera; Drosophilidae. The record is from RefSeq and is a predicted model, not a curated record.
GGAAAAUAUUUUUAAAAAAUCACUGGAUUUUUGGAUGGCUAACGACUGCGUUGGCUGUAGACUUUAGUCUGUUCGAUAUCGAGCUGCGGACUUUUUGUUGUUGCUAUGCUUUUUUGGGCUGACUAUGAUGCGAAAUCGCCGGCGCAGACAUGUGCCAAAUUUCUUGUUUACGCCACCGUUUCGAUGCGGUGCGUCAAUGGAAGCGGGUUUGCCACGCGGUCCUCGGAGUAAACAUGUAUCAAAAACUCGACUCCCAGCCCCUCCUUCGUCUUAUUUGCAAAGGUUUCGCUGAUAAAACCAGUUGCUCCGAUAGCUCUAAUUUGCAUUGUCGUCGGCUUGAAACGGGUUCGCCUCAGACGGAGUCGGAGACUGAGGUCACCCCACCGGGGCUGGGCGCGGUGCCGGUGCGAGGGAGGGUUCACAUCGCGGUGCCUUGGUAUGAUAUGGAUUUGGAAGUCGGAACAGCCUGCAGCUGGCACUGCGUUACUUGAUCGUAGAAC